Molecule: messenger RNA, 1815 nt
Organism: Lotus japonicus
Lineage: Eukaryota; Viridiplantae; Streptophyta; Magnoliopsida; Fabales; Fabaceae
Product: 3-epi-6-deoxocathasterone 23-monooxygenase CYP90C1
Exons: 9
Coding region: 223-1671 (482 amino acids)
Biological process (GO): brassinosteroid biosynthetic process; multicellular organism development; sterol metabolic process
Molecular function (GO): heme binding; oxidoreductase activity, acting on paired donors, with incorporation or reduction of molecular oxygen, NAD(P)H as one donor, and incorporation of one atom of oxygen; iron ion binding
Source: RefSeq, a predicted model, not a curated record
AUCAAACAAACAAUAUUCAUUAAUCUCUAUCUCUCACUAUUCUCUUCUCUUUUUUCUUUCUCUCUCACCAAACAAUAAAACUGCUGCAUGAACAGACAACCGACAAGUCCCCACUGAUCCGCAAGCUUUUUGUAGUUAGUUGAUAACCAGAGCCAUAUCUCACAAGAUACACAGGGCUUUAUAGCUAUACACAGACUCAUCCAUCAAUUCAAAUUAAUUAAGAUGGAAUGGAUUAUAGGCCUAUGGGUUAUUAUGAUCAUCUUGUUGAUGUUGAGUUGGUGGUUUCUGUUUGGGAAGAAGAAGAAGGAGAAAACAGAGAGAAAGGGAGUAAUAAUUCCAAAAGGGAACUCUGGUUGGCCUUUACUUGGAGAGACCCUUGAUUUCAUUGCUUCUGGCUACUCCUCUCGCCCUGUCACCUUCUUCCAAAACCGCAACUCUCUGUAUGGGAAUGUGUUCAGAACCAGCAUAUUGGGAAGCAGUGUAAUAGUGUCAACAGACCCGGAAGUGAACAAGGUGAUUCUGCAGAACCAGGGGAACAACUUCGUCCCUGCUUAUCCAAAAUCCAUUCGAGAAUUGAUGGGUGAACACUCCAUACUCCAAAUGAACGGGACCAUGCACAAGAAAAUUCAUUCACUCAUUGGAGGCUUCCUUCGCUCCCCACAACUCAAAGCUCGAAUCACCACAGACAUUGAAAACUCUGUCAAACAAUGCUUCGCUUCUUGGACCCAUCACCCAACCAUAUACGUUCAAGAUCAAGUCAAAAAGAUUACCUUCAGGGUUUUGGUUAAAGUUUUGAUGAGUGUUGGUCCUGGUGAAGAUUUGGACUUCCUGAAAAGAGAAUUUGAAGAAUUCAUCAAAGGCUUGAUUUGCUUACCUAUCAAGUUUCCCGGAACAACGCUAUAUAAAUCCUUGAAGGCUAAGGAAAGGAUGGUGAAGAUGGUGAGGAGGAUAAUAGAGGAGAGGAAGAAGAAACUUAUGGAGAAUAAUCAUGAGAGUGCAGUGAAUGAUGUGGUGGACGUGCUCUUACAGGAUAAGGACUCUAGCUCAAAGCUAAGCUUGGAAAUGAUUAGCGAGAACAUUAUAGAGUUCAUGAUCCCAGGAGAGGAGACCCUUCCUACGGCUAUGACAUUGGCCCUCAAGUUCCUCACUGACUCUCCCCUCGCCUUAUCCAAACUGCAGGAGGAAAAUAUGGAAUUGAAGAGGCAGAAGACCAAUUGCUCAGAUAAUUAUGCAUGGACUGAUUACAUGUCAUUACCAUUUACUCAAAAUGUCAUCAGUGAAACUCUUAGAAUGGCUAAUAUUGUCAAUGCUAUUUGGAGGAAAGCAGUCAAAGAUGUAGAAAUCAAAGGGUACCUAAUUCCCAAGAACUGGGGUGUUAUGGCAUCUCUUACCUCAGUUCAUGUGGACAACAAGAACUAUGAAAACCCUUAUCAGUUUGAUCCAUGGAGGUGGGAGAAAAUUGGAGCUGUGGGUAACAAUUGCUUUACCCCAUUUGGUGGUGGACAUAGACUAUGCCCUGGAUUAGAACUCUCCAGGCUAGAGCUCUCUAUUUUCCUUCACCAUUUUGUUACUACUUACAAAUGGGUUGCUGAGAGGGAUGAAAUAGUUUACUUUCCAACAGUGAAGAUGAAGAAGAAGCUCCCAAUUAGUGUGCAACCCAUUAAUGCAUGAUUGGAUUAUACCAUCAAGAUAUAAAUUCGAGCAUGUAUAAAUUAAUAUAUGUAUUGAGAUAUUUAAUUCAACCUAGAGGGUAAAUUUCAAGUUGAAAUACGGAUGCCUUUUCAGAUAGGAUUUGUAUUAUAUUGUAUUGCUCUA